Messenger RNA from Symbiodinium necroappetens, 543 nucleotides. The record is from the annotation of a GenBank genome assembly. NCBI's taxonomy places the organism in Eukaryota, Dinophyceae, Suessiales, Symbiodiniaceae.
AUGGUGGCGAUAUAUGAUCAUGGAAACGACAGCGAGAGCUGCUCUGGGAAUUGGAACUGUAAAGACUUCGAAGCACGGGCCGCUCAGGUGAACGCUGCCAAAAGCUGCGAUCCAGAGGGGCACUACGUCCGGCGAUGGCUACCUUUUUUGGCCGGAUGCCCCACUGAGUACAUUCACAGGCCUUGGGAGAUGCCCCUGCGAGUAGCUCGGCCGCUGGGGCUUCCCAAGCUGGAGCCCCUGGUGCGGGAUCUCGACGCGGCGCGCCGGGCACAUUGCAGGCAGGUGUUGGAGGUCCGGCGAAAGCAUCCGGAGAUGGUCUCCCGAACGGGCCAUGAAUGGCUUCGCUUGGGCGGCGGGCUCUUAGCGAAGCUUGUGACCCGGCAAGAGUUCCGCACAGAGACCGAGGAUUUCAUCUUCUACCAGGGACCGAGGCAAAAAGGCUCCAAGGGAGGAUCCAAAGGUGCAGGGCUGGAUGCCGGCCGCAGCGUGCUUGCGGAGGAGGUGCAAAAACACGAAAGCGACACUUUCGGCCCCGGCCUUUGA